GUUUGUGGAUAUAGGAUAAAGCUUCACUUUGAUGGAUAUUCUGAUUGCUAUGACUUCUGGGUAAACGCAGAUGCUCUGGACAUUCACCCUGUGGGCUGGUGUGAGAAGACUGGCCAUAAGCUCCGCCCUCCAAAAGGGUAUAAAGAAGAAGAAUUUAAUUGGCAGUCCUACCUUAAGACAUGCAAAGCCCAAGCUGCUCCCAAGUCAUUAUUUGAAAAUCAGAACAUAACAGUGAUCCCAUCAGGAUUUCGAGUUGGAAUGAAGCUCGAGGCUGCAGACAAAAAGAGCCCUUCUGUCAUCUGCGUUGCUACGGUAACAGAUAUGGUGGACAAUCGUUUCCUGGUACAUUUUGACAACUGGGAUGAGAGCUAUGACUAUUG
This is a messenger RNA of Grammomys surdaster, 380 nucleotides long. Its product is annotated as lethal(3)malignant brain tumor-like protein 3. Gene Ontology annotation, biological process: regulation of DNA-templated transcription. The record is from RefSeq and is a predicted model, not a curated record. The annotation marks the transcript as partial. NCBI's taxonomy places the organism in Eukaryota, Metazoa, Chordata, Mammalia, Rodentia, Muridae. The transcript has 3 exons. Gene Ontology annotation, cellular component: nucleus.